UAACGUGCGGCGCUCAGUCGGCUGCGCCAGUCAGUGCAAUGGGCUGCUGCAAGCGCCCUCGCCGCCCACAUUGCACCUCAGCGCCGCAACAAAGAUCCAAGAGGGCAGUGUUAUAGUUGAGGGCGUUGACUGUGGGAAUAGACGCAGCUCCUCCAUCAUGUUGGCCUGUCUUCAACGAACACAGAACCCACCUUCACAGCGCUUGUCAUGUCCCAAUAAAACGCUGGAGCCUCUGAAAUAUGAGACAGUCAGAUCCACACAUUCUCCACGGUAUCCAAGCCCAGCCGAACUUGAUGCUUAUGCCCAGAAGGUGGCUAACAAUCCACUCACAAUCAAGAUCUUUCCUACAAAUAUCAGGGUUCCUCAGCAUAAGCACCUUAACAGGACUGUGAAUGGCUAUGACACAACGGGACAACGCUACAGUCCAUAUCCUGUACAUUCUGGAGGGUACCAAGGUCUUUUAGCUAUUGUGAAGGUACACAGCAAAAGUGUGGUGAAAAGUACAGAUGGCAAGAGGACGCGAAUGUCCCCAGCACAAGUCGGAAAUAGCAACAUUGGAGCCUACCCAGUGCCAAGCACUUUAGCGCAGAGUCAAUCGUGUACUGGGCAAAUAAUUUACCACAGUAGCCAGAAAUCUUUGGAAGGACCUGUUCCGCCUAAUGUAACUGUUGCCAAAUCUGUUAUUCCAUUAGGAGGACGAGGCCUGUCUCUGCAGCAGUCAAAUCUCCCUUCCAUUCAAAGUAUUAUUUACCAGAUCAACCAGCAAUGCCAGGCUCAGGCAUCACAACAGGUUUCAGCUGCUGUUUGUCAGGGUGCUAUAAUUACUAAUCCAAGCCCGGCCACAGCCAGCCGCAAUACAGUGAAUGGUUUUACCAGCAUGGUUAAUGGAAGUGUGGUGUAUGCUGGAACAGUUUUACCCGAAUGCCGUGGAGGUACAGAGUUGGCAACUGCUUCGAGUUUAGCUUCUGCAGCGGGACCUAAAGCUGGGGCGUAUCCAGAUGGAAUGGAUUAUUUACUAUGGCAACAGAAACACCAGAUCCGUAUGUAUUCGGGCAGUGGAGGUGGGGGAGUUAUAAGUAAAUCACCAGAGGUUUGUGGUGUCCCAAGACCAUACACUUUGGCACCUACUAUUGAAAAAAUUCCUUCAUCUCCUUUGAACUGUGUGGGCAUGCACUGUAAUUUUUCAACAGGGCAGUAUUUAGCAGCCCCAUGGAAUAGUGUAUUGGUGACACCAGACAGUGACUGUUAUAAUCCACAGGACCUCACGAAUGGGCACCGUGAUCUUGUUGUUCAGCCUUCAGAUGGACUCGCCAGUGUCUCCAGUAGAACGCUAUGUAAUACCUCUAUUCUCAGUAGCAGUCUGCAGUCACUGGAGUAUCUGAUUAACGAUAUUCACCCACCCUGCAUUAAAGAGCAAAUGCUGGGUAAAGGAUAUGAGACUGUUUCAGUACCUCGAUUAUUGGACCACCAAAAUGCUCACAUACGACUACCAGUUUACAGAUAGAGAUAUAACUGUUGUUCAGAAAGAUAGUACGAUGGUGUUAAAUCUGUUAGAAACACAGAAGUCUUCAGCCUCAAUACUGUAGUUAAAGGCAAAUGAAGUGGCGUGUUUAAAAUGCCCCAGGUAUUACAAGAUUCUGGAAUGUGUUUGGGUUGAUGAAAACAUGGAAUCUGCUGGUAUUGAUAUUGAAAGAUGGCAAUAUCAGAAGAAAAUACACUAAAAUGGGGACUGGGAUUUGGCAUUGGACACCAGAGGGCGUGGAGCUAUUGGAAAGGUGCAGAAAGCUUUGCCAUAUGUGCUGAUGGGUCUGCAUGCAGAAUUUUCUUUAAUUAAAAUCCUGCGCUAAAUUCUGUGAACGUGGUCCCGAGAUCCUCGCCAUUGCCGCUUGUCAUUGUCAUCUUCAUCUUUGCCAUGAUUACAAAAAAAUGAGCUACUGCCUAAAUCAGAGUGGAGAGUCGUUAUUGCACUGUGUUGGAACUAAGAUAAAAGUGGGGACAGCCCAGAUUAUUAUAAAAGAAAAUAUCUUGGAAAACUUGAACCUAAUUUUUGUUUGAUUUUUUUUAAUUUUGUGUUGGCUGCUAAAAAUAAAAUGAUUUUUCCUCUCUACGUUUUAGGGAAAAGUUAAAGUUAAUUCAUGAGGGAAUCGCUGGUUUUAAGGUGUUUCGUAAUGAAAUAUAUGCCCACAAUUGUGCUAAAAUAGCAAAGCAAGCUGUGAGAUGGUGCAAGGGUUGAUGGUAUUGAUAAAUGCACUCAGAAGAAUACUGUAUAUGGUAUUGCUGUUCUUUCUAUAGGACUAGAAAACCCAUUAGGUGUAAAAAUGAGUUGUAAGAGCACAUUCCUACAAAACCUGAUUGUCAUAUACUGACUGUUUUAACUUUCUAAGUGAAAUAAAUGCCUAUUCAGUAAUGCGGAACACUCAGAGAUUGUGUGCUGCUGUGGUGAAUAGCAAAGACUAAUAUCUGACAACAGUUCCAAAAUAAUAGUGCGUCAUGCAAGAAUGAUUGUCAGUCGCCAAGAUAGCUACCAUAUCAAGUCUAAUUAUUUUUCAUUGUAGGCACCAUAAUAUAGCGGCAUUCCACUAAACAGCGUAUCAUCUUUCCUCUUCCAGUUGUUUCCUAUCCAAUAUAAAGUAAAAUGAGCUGUUCCUGGACUUUGCCAGCAUUUCUCAAUUGGCCAAUAAACUGCAUGACCAGGGUUUAUGGGAGCUAACAAGGCUAUUGGCAUCAUUUUUAAAAGUACACUUUAUUUCCUUGGAGAUCAACUGGCCACUGCUCAGUUGCUACCUUAGAGAGAGAAAUUGUAAGAUGAUAGUUUGCAUUUGAACUCAGUCAUUUAGCUUUCAUGAUCAAAUGUCCAUUAAUGAAAGUUAUUUCCAGUCUGAUGAUUUUCGGUUUCAGAAAUUAGCUGCGUUUGUCACAAAUUUCUGUUUAUCCAAUACAAGUUUGAUUAAAUUAGUCAAAUUCACUUCCGCCAGUGGUUAAAAUACUGAAAUAAGCUGUAUCCUAAUCAAAGCAGAUGUAAUUUAAUGCCACAAAUACAUACAUUUUCUUUAAACCAUGCCAUCAUCUUUUGUAGAAAUGUAUUGGCGCAGACAUUUUUUUACUGCAUUGUUUAAUGCCUGUUUAAUACUUUGGACUGCUAAUGGUUCCGUUUUAAUCCGUUGUUGACAUUGCAAGUUUGAAAUUCCUCUAAUUUACGCUGCCACUUCUUCCUCCUCACUCCGCCUCUUGCCACCAUAUUUUAUGAAGAACCUACUUCUUUUUUCUGUCAACAUUUCAUACUGUUAUGCUAUAUCAUAUAAUCCAGAAAAUAAGGGCAGGUAGUUCUGCAUUGACAUGUGUUUCCACAUCACAAAUUAGAUAUAAAACGAUCGAUGAAUGAGGGAUCAUUAUUUGUGUUACACGAACCUAAUUGGCUGUAACGCAACUUCGAUUGGGAAUUAGAGACCCACUUAAAAGUUGCUAUGGAAAUUGACCCGCAGGAGAAAAAAAGACUUGGAGAAAAAUGGUUCCAUGUAGUUUCCCCGCAGUAAUGUGACACCAUUGUCUCUUAAGAACACAGCUGCCACUUUCACCGCAAGAGGCCAUUGAAAUUGAUGACCAAUCGCUUCUAUUGACACUUGUGCAAUGUUACUCCAUUGAACAAUGUAACAUAUAACCAUCAUUUUACAAAAACAAACUUUUAAGAAGAGCUUUUUGUUUUAAAUCCUGCGGGGAAAAAUAAUUUUGUUCUUGCAAAUCUGAAACGCUCCAUUCCUUUCUUCCAUUGACACAAUUGCUUUUACAACAUGAUUUUCCGUUACACAAGAUUUCUUAGGAAUGCAAUUAAAAUGUUAUUGCAGAAUCACGUGUAAUAAUCUAUCCUCAAAUUUGUUGCUGCCUCAUAAUUAACCAGAUGGGAAGAAUGAAUUAUAGAUUGAGAUGGUUGUAACUCUCCUUUGCAAUCUCUCAGUCGGGCACCUCUCCUCAAUUUUGUAACCCCAAACUCUUGUGGAUGAUGCAGAUUGUUUGAUUCAGUUGGGUUUUCUUGAAAGGAAAGGAAAACUGCUAAGAGACAUAAAACUAUUUGAAACAACUUAAGAAUUCUGACAUACCUGUCUGCAGCAAGAAUACUAUUCUUUUUCUUUAUAUUUUCUACAGAUGUACCUCUACAUAUUUCUAGUAUUUUUGAUUAGCAUAGCACCAACUAAAAUAUUCAUCUUGGUUCAUAAUUUACUUCAUACCAAUGAUUUGUUCUUAAUUUAUGCCAAUGGAGAUAGGUCUUCUAGGAUAUAGUAUAAUGUGAUUAAUUUAUUUGGAUUCUUUCUGUUGUAUAAUUUUGUGCAUUGUCAAAACAACAGGACUACGGUGAUCUUCUAUCCAUUAAUCUUGACUACUUUUUCUUUUGAAGUUGUUUUGGUUAAAAAAUGUUACAGUAAACUUCAUAAAAACCUUCAAAUACCCAGGCGAGUGCUAGUAUUAACAUCUUCCUGCAAACCACGAAAAUCCAUCCAAAUUUAAGAGUACUACGUUGUUGAACUCGCAAUCUUAAAAAAAAAUCAGGUCUUCAACUGGGCUCUGCUUAUAUGAAUUACAUGAAACUAUUGAACAAUUCAUAAGAAGCACAUGCAGGCAAUAUUGCCAAUGUGUUCAGAGUUUUGCAGGUUGUGCUUUCAAAGCCAACUGCAAAAAGUUUUUUAUAUAUAUAAUGUUUAUUUUUAUCUUAUGACUGCUUUAAAUAUUUCUAUUCCCUACUUUAAUUUUAUCUACUUUGCGCACAAUUGUUUACUUAACCUUCAAAGGGGGAAGGGAAGAAAAUUAAAAACAACAAAAUAUAUUUAUCUCAAAUUGCACAAUGGGAGUAAUUGUAUAGAAAGAAUGUGAUACGAGAAACGCUUAUGUUUAUUUAGCUCGAGAAAAACAACUGAGGGAAUUGUGAGGUGCAUAAGAAUUUUUUGGCAUUGAAUAAUUUCUUUUUUUUGUGUGAGCAGUAAUAAUAUUCAGAUAUAUUAGACACUUAUACCAGUCAAGUAUAGUGGUUGGGAUGGAGAUAGUGAUCCUUUGGUCCCAGGGAGUGAAAAUCAAGAUCAAUUAUAACAGAUUGAUCAACUGUAAUAAAUGUGUCGUUGUAAACUUUUUUGUCAUAUUCCAUAGGUUCUAAAUUGGAUGUCUGGGUUCAUUUCUCAUUGUAAAGAGGCUAGAUCAAAUGAUCAAUUAUACACUGCCCUUUCACCUCUGGUUGUAGGUUUGAUUUCAACUAAAUUAUGAGGUCAAAGGCCUCUCACUCAAUUGGCUACGAGGGCCCGAUAUGAAAUCCAUUUGCGAUAGCAUCUAAUUUCAUCUGGGCGUUAGCUCACGAUUCAGAACAUUCUGCAAUUAUUUUGGUGAUGGAGGAAAACAAAAGUAUGAAGUGCUCGACUAAGCCACAGAUUUGGACAAUAAAUGAAGCUUCAUUCUGCAUCUACUUGGGAGUCGAUAAUGCUGAUGAUAAAUAUGAAUGUCCAAGAUCUUGCCUUUUUAAUAAUCACAUUCUUUAUCUCAAUAAAAAAAAAUAUAUGCAAGUUGAGUGCUAAAAAUAUUUUUGCAUCUUCCAAACUUCUGUUAUUGGACUUAAUUUCAAAGUUAAUGUGUGCACAAUUUGCAAGAUAAAUCUUUAAUCUAGUUUAAAAAAAUGAUACAGGUUGCAAGCAAACAUUUUCCUCCAUGGUUGACCUGACCAAAAGCUUCAAAGUAUACGUGAACUAUUUCAUAUUGGUCUUAUUUAUGUACAGGUCACGUUCCAUUUUCCAACAUGUUACUUUCUAGUUUUCUGAGAUCAACCACAAUAAAAUAUACAGGUAUUUCCGUACAAGAAAUGAGAUCUGGCUAGAAUUAGAAACUCUGGAUUCUUGAUUAUUAUUGAGUUAAGAUCCUUUGAGCAAAUGUGAUUUUCUUUUCCCCAGAAUGAGUACAGGAUAAAUAGACAAACCCUCUCUCUAUUCCUUUCCAUAUAGAUGGUAAUGUGAAAUGUAAGCACAAUAUCUAAAUAAGUAUUUUGUAGCAAAGUAUGAAGCAUUAUAAUCUUACUUACAAAAGGAUUUGGACUUGCUCUGUUUUUAAAUACCCUCAUUUGUCCCCACCUUGUUACAUUUUUGUUCCUGCUAAAACAAUUGGAUCCUCUCGCAGAAUAUUAUUGGAGAAGAACUGUCACCUCCAUUUCUGAACUGAUAUCUCCAGAUUUGGGUUAUUCUUUUAAACAUUCCACAAGCAAAAUACCUGGAAUUGAGAUCUGGACCAUCCAUGAUUUCUUGAAAGUUUUGUUAAGCCUCAGCAGGCUAAUGGACAGGUUGGGGAGAAGAACUAAACCUCUGAAAGCUACUACAUGACAUUUAUAAACCGUGCAAUCUUGCCCUGUUUCCAUGUGGUUAGGCCACUCUAUAAUGCAAAAAAUAGCUCAGUGAUAGUGUAACAGAUUUUAUGCUGCCAAUAUCACCAUAAUGAUGGAUGGUAGACUCUUCCAACCAUAUUGAUUACCAUUGACGUAAAUGGAGAAUCUAUUUAAAAGCAACCACUACCUCUAGUGGAUGUAUUGUGGCACUGUCGAUUGCAUUUAAAAACAUAACUUUAAGAUGUUUUUUUAAUUACUCUAUGUGAGACCCCUUCCUGAUGUCCUUUGAUAUAUGUGCCUACUAGCAUCUCCGUUAUUAAUAGCAUAUACCUCUUAGUUGUGGCACUGGAGUUGAGCAUCAUAAAGAAACAAAAUCUGAUCUGUAAUGCUAAUGAAGUGUAACAUUUCCGUACAUUGAACUUUACACCAGACAUAAAAAACACGACCCAUUUUCUAUAGAAUAGUCAACAACUAAUUUCUCCCUUGAAAUUGUUUUGGGGAAGUGUCCUAAAUAAUCUGAAAUGCAUGUAUCGGAAAAAAUCCUUAUCCUAGUAAAGCCCUAGUUACCAAUUGCCUCGUAAUCAUCACAUUGAACAGAGCAAACUGAAAUUAUCAAAAAAAUAAAGUCAAAUAAAAUUGUUACUGCUGCUAAAGUGAGACAUAGCAAAGUGGCCUCUGAAUAGAUUUUGUGCAGAGAAAGACCAUGUUCAGCUUCAUCUGAUAAUCGUUGCAUAGUUCACUGAUACAAGUAGAAUCCUGGAGUUAUUACAGGUGACCCUAAUAACUUUGGAGCAAGCAUAUUCUUGGCCAAACAAUAAUCCCCAUGCAUUAGGGUAAUAGUAUUAAAUUCAAAAUAGGAUUUUGCUGAGAGCACUUAGUCUUUCUGCUUUUCUCCCUCAGCUGUUAAGUCACAGUAACAUAUGGCAAGUCAUUAGAAAGCUUCGGCAAUUGAAAAGCCUGCCUUCUAAAUACAAAUAUUUUUUCCUUGCUUGCUAAGAAGAGGCAGGAGAAUAAAAUGUAAAGACUUGAAUUUAUGUUAGGCGAACUGACAGCCUUUCUGACAAAGAUUUUGUAGAUUGGAGAAGUAAUAAGGAAAUAAGUACCCAUGUUUACUCUUUUGUUAUGAAGUUACUAUUCAAGUCACUGGCUGGAUUUGCUUCAGGACAAGCUCUGUUCAUAGAAUUUCAUCAACAUUUUCAAUGGCAUUGUGGACAGAAUUUGUCCUUUGUAAUUAACAAGGGUGAGUGAGGAAGGGUGGCUUUCACAAUCAAUGUAGGAGACUCAUGCAGACAAAAGAAGCAUCCUCGGGCACUUCAGGGUAAAUUUGUUUUUAUCACUUGAGAGCAAUGCCCAUCUGUAACAAAUGUUUCAAUUUUUUCUCUUCCAUUGGAUAUUAGAUUAGAAUAAUAGUGCAAAUGCACACAUUUUUGUUCGUGGAAAAUUUCAAACAUAAGUAGAAAGAUUUAAGAAGAGAAUAUUCUUGGGUGCUUAUCGCAGAUCAAGCAUGUUUGGUAACAAUUGCAAUUUACUUUUUUAAUUGUUGUUAAGGAAGA
This is a messenger RNA of Amblyraja radiata (thorny skate), 7899 nucleotides long. RefSeq names its product family with sequence similarity 222 member Aa (gene fam222aa). The transcript is spliced from 3 exons. The coding region runs from base 158 to 1504 and encodes 448 amino acids. The record is from RefSeq and is a predicted model, not a curated record. Lineage: Eukaryota; Metazoa; Chordata; Chondrichthyes; Rajiformes; Rajidae.